Molecule: messenger RNA, 348 nt
Organism: Meloidogyne enterolobii
Lineage: Eukaryota; Metazoa; Nematoda; Chromadorea; Rhabditida; Meloidogynidae
Source: the annotation of a GenBank genome assembly
AUGUUCUUAAAAAUUAAUUGUUUUCCUAUCCAUUUAGGUGUUAUAGGCUUCCUCUCAUUUUGGAAUGUCAAACUCGACCCGAUCUCAAUGAUAACUCUAAUCCUUGCAAUCGGCUUUUCAAUAGAAUUCAGUGCGCAUGUAACCUAUGGAUUUGUUAGCGGCCCUGCUGAUUUAAACCCACGUGAACGUUGUAUUGAUACUCUAGAAAAAUUGGCUUGGCCGAGUGAGUUUGUUGAUAUUUUUGGGAUUAAAAACCAAUUAGCUUGGAUAUUGUUAAAGAUUGAGCUUCAUAUUAAAAUUUUCCUAUUAAUAUCCUUCAAUAAUGAUAUCCUUCAAAAUGGAUAUUGA